UCUGUCAAAACUCAAAACUAUAGUGCGAGUUAGGCUCGACAGGGUUAAUAUUACUUGUAGCAUUAUGAAAAUGACAUGUUCUUGUAUUAUUGUUCAGUUAACAAAAUCGCCAUAGAUUGGGAAACAAAUUCAAAUGUAUAUUUGUUAAAAGUUUGAAUUUUUUUAUUGCAUUUUAGUAUUGUUCUUUUACGUCACUCUGCUAACAGCUAGGUUAUGUCAAGAAUAUACUUUUUUGAAUAGGUCAAUUUCAAAUUAAUAGCCUAAUACAAUACCAAAUUUAGUAAUCAUUACUAUGAUGUUCACCAACAAGAAUCUACCUACACGAACAUAUGCUAGAUCACUAAAACCCAAGGAAGAGGGACCAGUUUCAUAUCAAGGGGAAAUACCGCCUGAGUAUGAAAAUGCCUGUAGACUUUGUUUGGAAAAUUCAGAUAUUAUGACUGAAAUAUUUACUGACAGGGUUAAUUUGGUAAUCCCCAUCGUUGUUAAGAUUAGAUCAUUAUUGUCAUUAGAGGUAAAUGAGGAUGAUGAAUUGCCAUCAGCUGUCUGUGAACAAUGCUUAAAUAAGCUGAAUGAAGCGUAUAAUUUCAAGAAGCAAUGUUUAGCCAAUGAUGUUAAGCUGCGACAGUUCCUUUGUAAGUGGCCACAGAAAACACAUUAUCGCGCUGCUAUCAUUGACAGGAUUGAAGAUGGAUGUGUGCUGGAUGAGUCUCACUUGACGGACAAGAAGGACUACUGCACUUUCGAGUGGGAUGACCAGGUGCCGCUAGCUGCUGUUAUCACCUCUAAAGAGUUGGCCAACUCAAAUCUCUCUAGAGAGGAUCAGGGAUCCCUUGAUUGCAACAGUGCUAACCAACCAAGAGAGGAUCACAGUUCUAUACCUGAUUCAGAGUCCUUUAGUUUAAGUGUAGAUUAUGAAGCAGGUGAACAGUCUUCAGAGUCUGCAGAAGAUGAUGUUGUUGUUGGUGAUAACAGUAAUAGGAAAGGGCACAAUAACCAAGGAACAAGCAGUAUAUCGAACAAACAGUUACAUGUGACAAGUAUAACAUCGGACAAGCAGUUACAGGAGACAAGUAGUGCAUUGGAUAAGCUGUUACGGGAGACAAGUGAUACAUUGGACAAGCAACAAUUACAAGAAAAAAAUAACUACAUAUUAGCAUCUUCUUCCAAGGCUAAGAACAAAGAAACAGAACAAGUGGAUCACGAUGAUAUCCCUUUGCAGAGAAGACUUGAAAUGGAAAGUGAAACUGAAAAGCCACUGGAACUUCAGACACAAAAUGGCAGUUGUGUGUUCCGAAGAAAUCUAUUACAAAACCAGUGCCCAAGAUGUAGGAUGGUUUUUCCCUGUGUAAUGUUGUUUAGAGAACAUGUGAACGUUUGCGCUCCCAAGUUUAUCUGUAACAAUUGCUCCAAAGUGUUCAGAACCCCCAGUCUGGUGGUUCGACACAUGCGAAUACACACUGGCGAGAGGCCCUACCAAUGUGAGAUCUGCAAAAGUUCUUUUAAUCAGAAGGAGAUAUUGCAAAGGCACAUAGCGCAAAGACAUGCGACAAACAGGCCAUACAAAUGCAAGAUGUGUCCAAAAGCUUAUGCCCUCCCACUUCUAUUGUCAGCCCAUAUCAGAGCAUCUCAUUAUGUUCAAAACUUCAAGUGUAAUCUCUGCCCCAAGAAAUUCCGUCAUGCGUCAGGUCUCUCCAGACACCAGCAUCUCCACAACGGGACCAUCUACAUCUGUAAGAUGUGCAGCAAACGCUUCUCCGAUGCAUCAUCCAUCAGGCGACACAUCAAAGUGCACAACAUCAUGGACAAUAACAGUGACAGUGAGAGCGAAUCUGUGGAGGGUGAUGCGUGAACAUGGUAGUGUCAGGCAAGUUUCUCGACACGUAAUGUGCGAAAAUAAAUGUUCCUCUUGAAUGAUUGUGUUUCACAGUAAACGUUUAAAUACGCUAGUGUAAUUUAUUAAUAUUAGGUAAGAGGUUUUUACUAUUAUAUACAAAUGAUAUAAACAAAUUCUGAAGGAGAAAACUUGCAAAAAUAUUAAACUAGUUUGUCACAAGUAUUAGAUACAGCCUAAUAUCUUUGAGUAAUUGUUUCUUCGUAGCGUAAUUUUGGUUUUGAACAAAUUUAUUUUACUACUCUCUGAAUGUAAUGUGUGUUUCAUGGGGGAAGAUAGCAUUACAAGAGCAUGAAUGUACUUACUAUCUAUAAAUAGCUAUAAAAGUUACAAAAAUAUGAUAAAUAAACAAAAUUCUAAGAGCAAUACGUCAAAGGCAGAAAAAGUGCAACUGAAUGUCAGUGGCUAUUGGAUCCUAAAUUAAACUGGAAUCUAAAUGAAAACCUCUGACUGGUCUGAACACUGAUGGAGUGGAGGUUUUUAUUCAAAGUGAUAACAAAAAUUAUGUUAAUUUGAAAUAAUUGGUAUCAAACACACAAUGGUAAAUUGUGCUUCCAUAAAACAUUCAGAUGAGUUUUGAAAUAUUUUUUAGUGUUAAAUAUAUUCAUAAAAUAAUAUGUUAUAAAUAAUAAUUUUUAAAUAUUAUGUGUAUAUGAUGAAACAUAAUAUUUAAAAAUUAUAUAUAUAUAUAUAUAUAUAUAUAUAUAUAUAAUUAUAUGUAAUAUAAACAAUAAUAUUGUUAUAAUUUAAUAAAACUAGCUAAUCUGCAAACAUUUUUCCCAGUAAUUGGGAAACAACAUUUAGUAAAUGCAACUUACUGAAUACAUUAUACCAACACAGCAUACAUACGUUUUGUACAUUUGACUGAAUCUGCCUGUACAUGUUUAAACAAUUCAGCAGAAGAGAAGAAUGGACAUUUUCAGUUGUUUUUCUGCCUUGACUUUUGUUUACAAAAUUCUUCUGUGUUAUAAAAAGUUGUGAGUUGUACAAAAAAAUUACAAAGUACAUUUUCAAAUUUUUCUAUUUUAUGAAUUAUUAGUUAAUGAUAAACAAGUUAUUGAUUUUCAAAAGCUAUCCACUUAAAAUAAUUGAAAUAAAAAUAUACAUAAUAAUGUCUAGGCUUAUACUGUUCUACAAGUGUUUACUUUAACUUACAUUCUAAAUAUGUAUUUUAUCUGAUUCAUGGUUGAUUCAAUUAUUUUCUUUCAACUAAAUAACCUCCCCCAUAAACUCGUAAUAUUAUACAUGUGCUAGUUUUAUAUGUUCUAGAUUUAUAAUUAUCACAAAAUGGUUCAAAAAUAUGUUAAGAAAAAAUAUUUUGUGUAUAUUGAUAACUGUAGUAACUUUGAGAGCGGAGUGUCUAGGUACAAUGAAGAAUAUCCUAAAAGAAAAUGUCAAAUCUAAACAAUUGAAGUAUAAUUGAGUAAUUUCAAUAGUGAGAAAAUUUCAACAAAAAAUCAUUAGUAUUCAUACAUUUUUUCUCUACUGAAUUUUAAUAUUUAACUAUUUAGUCUCCAUUAGUAAAUGGUUAUCUCAUCAUUGAGUGCAUUGCACCUCCAUGUAGAAGAUUAUUUUUUUAAUGAUCUUAACUAACCUACUUUUAGGCCUUAGAUAUUUGAAACUUGAAACCUCACCCUGUGUGAAACAUACCAUUGUGAGAUUAUCACAAUCAAAGUCUAAAAGUUCUGAAGGAGAGCUUUUAAACUUAAUUACUUUAAAAAAUAUAUUUUUGAAAUUUUUGUAACGAAUUAACAUACACAAGGAAUAAAUAAACUGAAGUGUGCAAAGUAACAGGCACUAAAGUAAUAACUCAACAAAUGUGAGUAAAGUCAAUGUGGAGAACGUUAGUGUCUGUUACCUUGUCUAACAAUGUUUAUUUCUUAGAACAAUAUAUAUAUAUAUAUAU
Molecule: messenger RNA, 3800 nt
Organism: Homalodisca vitripennis (glassy-winged sharpshooter)
Lineage: Eukaryota; Metazoa; Arthropoda; Insecta; Hemiptera; Cicadellidae
Product: zinc finger protein 483-like
Exons: 6
Coding region: 293-1852 (519 amino acids)
Cellular component (GO): nucleus
Molecular function (GO): zinc ion binding
Source: RefSeq, a predicted model, not a curated record